GGUUGCUGUAUUUUAUUUUUGGUUAUUUUYUUUWAAGGGAAAUGUYUGACCAGGGGGCUCAGCAGCAGCCACAGGUGGAAGUGGUGAUGAAGGUGGAAGGUCAACAACCUUCAACCUCCACUCCUCCUUCUCCACCUCUGACUGCUACUCAACAGGAAAAGGAGGAGUUGCAAGAGCAGCUGCGGCGACAACAGGACCGGCUUGCAGAGUUGGAACGCCAGGAGGCAGCUGAGCUAGAGGCUGCAAUAGAUUAUUCCAGAAGGGAAUAUCUGUUGCAGCAGCUAGACAAGGUGCUCUCAGAUGACCACUGUGCACAGGUGACUAAGCACCUGGCAGAGAUGAUCAUUCUGGAGCACAAGAUCACCAGUUCCCACUUCACGAACUGGGAUGAUCGUUUUUAUCAUUUGGAGCGUCGGGUUGACCACAUGGCCGCUCAGCAGUCUAAGAUUCUGGAUGCGAUUCAGAACUCGACUGCUCAGCUGUCAACCGCCAAGCUGAUUGCUUCUCAGCUCCCUCUGAUAAAACCCAAACCUUCUCCUCCUUCAACCCCUCCUUCAUCUCGCCCUGGGUCAGUGCAUUCUUCCCAGACACCACCUCAGUCCCAAAGAGCCUCAGGCAAAGCCACCUAUGCUGCUGUUACUGCAGGAGAUCAAAGAGGUCCCAAGAUCCCUGCACCCAACAAGUUCAGGGGUGAUGACCCCAAGACCGAUGUUGGGGAUUGGGAUGCAGGGACCAGAGCCUACUUGAGGGGCUUUGUUUGCCCAGAACAGACCAAGGUGGCAACCGUUCUGGGACUGUUGGAGGGGCCUGCACAAAAGUGGGCUACUUCAACCUCCAGCAGUCUGCAGCAAACUAUGGAGGACUGGGCUUUGGGACUGGGAGUGGACAGGCUUCUGCAGGCCUUGGAAGACCGCUUUGCAGACAAGGAGCGGGCCCGCAAAGCUGCUGACAGGAUUGCUCGCCUGGGACAGCAGCGCUACAGCGGCUCCCUGCAAUCCUUGUUUGCAGAGUUCGAGCAGUUGACUUCCACACCAGGACUGGUGAUGUCUGCAGAUGACCUGCUGACGAACUUCUGCAGGGCAGCCCCUGAGAAGUUUUCAGUGGCAUUGUACAGCGUUGGGCACAAGGAUUGGAGGCGAAGCUUUAUGUUCAGGCCCCAUCCUCUGACAGGAGGAAAGGUGCCUUCCCUAAAGGUGGUAGAAAGGGAAAGGCGGCCUUCACUCAUGUGGGAUCUGCAUCAGGGGAGAAUGUCGGGAGUGGGAGACAGGAAGGGAGGAUCUGACAAGGGAAAAGCAGAGAACCUAGUGGACCGGCACCUGGUCGGAGCCGACCAGGGGAAGAUAAAGGAAGAGAGGAGGAGACACGAGGGGACUUUUGCCUGGGGAGGCAAGGGGAGUGCACGUACAGCGCCCGUCGGAGCGCUCGUACCAGGGGAGGAGGAGCGAACGGAGGAAGAGCGCUUCUUCUGGAAGGAGAUGUGGAGUGAUAUGCUGCGCUAUGUGGACACCUGUGAGCUCUGCCAAAGGAAUAAGGUCCACCGUAGACCUCCUUUGGGACUGCUCAAACCCUUGCCCAUACCUGAUGGCCCUGCUGAAUCUGUGGCGAUAGUUUUCACAGAUUUAGGCAAGACCACCCCUCAUGGCAUGUGUCAGGUUAUGGUCUGCGUGGACAGGUUCUCCAAAUACGCAGAGUUCUUCCCCUUGCGAGAGGUAGCUAGGGUUCCGGCUGUGAGAGCAGCCUUUUCUGAGAGGUGGGUCACUCACCAUGGACCGCCCACUCCUAUCGUCAGUGACAGAGACCCCAGAUUUUGCAGCGAUGAGUGGCCGUCCUAUUGUAAGGAUUACCUGCACUCACGAUUGGACAUGACCUAUGGUCAUCAUCCUGAAGCCAAUGGUCAGGCUGAGGUGAUGAACCAAGUCUUAUUCCAAUUGCUGCGUCCUGUCAUCUCACCAGAUCAGCAGGGCUGGGAUCUUCACUUGGCUAGGGCACAACUCAUGUACAACAUGUCUGUCCACUCCUCGACGGAGUUCAGUCCCUGCCGGUUACACUGGGGGCGUGAACCACGACAGCCUCUCGAUGACAUCAUCGAUAAGGCUAAGCCUGAUCUGACACCAGGCACAGCAGAGUUCACCAGACGUUAUCGUCUAGAUGUGGAAAGAGCCUGCGCGGACUUGUUCAAAGCCCAAAAGGCUAUGGUUGAACAAGCUAAUCGCCACAGGCGUCCUUCCCCCAUCCGCACUAGUGAUUAUGUCUGGGUGGCCAAUUCUGAGUUGUCGAGGGAGGAGGAUAUCUCCCCCAAGCUGUUGCCACGUUACCUGGGUCCACGGCAGGUCCUAGAUAUAGUGGGCGCUGAUCCCUUCGGUCCGUCGUAUGUUAUCGACAUCCCGUUGCAUCUACGCACCUACCCAGUCUUUCAUGCAUCCAAGCUGCUGCCUUUCACUCCAGCUGAUGCAUUCCCAGACCGGCCCCCUCAGUUUGGUCCACCGAUCCCUGGCAAGGGAUAUGACGUGGAAUGGAUUGAGGACGAGUGGGGCACCGGCCCCGACCGACAGUAUUUUGUGAGGUUCGCAUUCCAGCCUCCUUCUGAGAACAGAUGGUUCUACAGGAGGGAACUUCUCAAGACACCAAAGUACGAUGUUCACUUCUACGCGUCGUUUGCGUUAAUAUAUUUGUUUCCAAAAUUAGAACUGAGUUUACAACGAGACAUGGCCAGAGCCAUUCUUGAGGAGGUUUCCGACGAGGUCAUGUUCUUAGCGGGCGGCGAACUAGGAAUGCGGAAGGUGGCAGGAUGCAUGCCUCACGACAUGGGAAUCUCCAAUCCAUGGAUCAGGCUGAACGCCUACAAUAUUCAUGAUACCAGCCGUUGGAAGGACCUUAAUUCCAAGUUCGUCUUGCAGGUCUACAGAGACUAUGUUGUGACCGGGGACAUGGGGCCAGCACAAGGACCCAGUGCCUAUUGUGGCGGACUGUGGAUAGCCGCUCUUCAAGCUGCUGCAGCUCUUUCGGAAGCUGUCGGCGAUAUGGAGAUGUCGGAACGAUACGCAUCCAUCUUUCUAAAGGGGCGGGAGGCCUAUGUGGAGAAGCUGUGGAAUGGAAGGUACUUCAACUAUGACAGCAGCCAAGGAAAUGGGAAGACAUGCAUUCAAGCAGAUCAAAUGGCUGGUCAAUGGUACACUUGGGCGUGUGGAUUGCGACCGUUAUUCGAAGGGAACAAGGCACAGAGAGCACUGGAGACAGUUUUCAACAACAAUGUCAUGAAGUUUUGCAAUGGAAGAAUUGGUGCUGUCAAUGGAAUGUACCCAAAUGGCAAGGUCGAUUCUGGAAGCAUGCAAUCAAGGGAGGUGUGGACAGGUGUCACUUAUGGAGUGGCUGCGGCGAUGAUUUACGCGGUAUCGCACCUGCUGGUGGGUGCAGCGCCCGCAUGUUCCCUCGUUGGAGGCUUGAGCACGGAUGUGGCUGCUACGGGGUUACCCGUAAUACUAUAAUGACAAUAAAAAAGGCCUGAAAGG
Messenger RNA from Chara braunii, 3509 nucleotides. The record is from the annotation of a GenBank genome assembly. NCBI's taxonomy places the organism in Eukaryota, Viridiplantae, Streptophyta, Charophyceae, Charales, Characeae.